CUUAAUUCUGUAACCAACAAGAGAGCCACGUCACCUAAACCUUCUCAAUAAUGAGAAACAACACAUGCAGUCGAGUUUUCGUGACUAUAUUCCUGCCUCUCGUUGAGAAAGUAGAAAAAGCUUCGCCUUAAUGCUUACGUCUUUAGAAACGACGACGGGGUCUACAAUAUCCACGCCUAGCAAGGAGUCAAAAGCUUCCCUUCUUAGCUAAUUUAGCAUGACCUUGAGAAGUAUUAAAGCAAAGGAAAUCUCUCCUCAAAUGCUUUCUUUUCACCCUCGUUAUCUAACAUCAUCUUCACAGUUAUUCACUUAGCUUCAAACGUUACUUUACAUUCCUCCUUCCUAAAUUAUUUCCAAGAACCCACUACCACAACCACCUUCAAAAUGCAUUGUUCAUUCUCUACCACUGUCAUUGCUGCUUUCAGCAUGCUCUCUGUUGUCUGCGCUGGUCCUAUUGCUUCUCGCAAAGUUUGCGGUGCUGCUCCUGUUGGAACAGUGGCUCAGACCCCUCUCUUGCAGCCAACUGGAAUCACCACUGCAUCCGCCUGCGCUACUCAGUGCAAAGGCAACACAGCAUGUCUCUCAUUCCUCUUCGGACUUGUCGAUGGCGUAGACAAAUGCAUACUCUACUCCGUUCCAGCAUCCUCGCUCCCUCCUCAAACCAACCUCGUUGCCUAUGAUAUCGCCUGUACCUCCAUUCCUUCUGUUGUCCCAACAGCUGCCAACCCAGGCGGACUUCGCACCCGACAAACUCAAGGGACCCAUGCCAACCCCUUGAAUGCAGCCCCAGCAGGCGCACCAGCACCCAUUGACACUCCUAAGGUCAACAAUUUGGCCGCCUGCCUUGCAUCCUGCAAGGGCAACCCAUCCUGCAUCGCCUAUACCUUCAAGUCUGGUGUCUGUAAGCUUUUCGGCCCCACAAAGGCCAAGCGUGCCGAGGGCGUUGCAACUGGUGCUGGAAAGGCAGGUGCUGGAAAAGCAGCUCAGGAUCAUGCUUCUAGCUCAGAUGGCGCUGUCCUACAAACACCAGUUGCGACCCACGAGGCUCCGCUUAACGCUAUCCCAGCAGGCGCACCAGCACCCAUUGACACUCCUAAGGUCAACGAUUUGGCCGCCUGCCUUGCAUCCUGCAAGGGCAACCCAUCCUGCAUCGCCUAUACCUUCGAGUCUGGUGCCUGCAAGCUCUUUAACUAGGCCAUCUAUUAGAGCUUCUUUGAACCAAGUGAGGCUUGGGUAGUCAAGGUUAUGUUGUGGGCAGAUGUGUUUGCAUGUUGAUUUAAAUUUUGGCGUUUCUUUUCUCUUCUGUUUGCAAAAUGUCUGUCCCUACAAUCUCUGUAUCAUUCAUAGAAAAUCUCCGACAUUGGUCGGGGGAUCAAUAAAAGCUG
Messenger RNA from Pseudogymnoascus verrucosus, 1385 nucleotides. RefSeq lists its product as uncharacterized. NCBI's taxonomy places the organism in Eukaryota, Fungi, Ascomycota, Leotiomycetes, Thelebolales, Thelebolaceae. The transcript has 2 exons. The record is from RefSeq and is a predicted model, not a curated record. Bases 385 to 1194 code for a protein of 269 amino acids.